Molecule: messenger RNA, 1937 nt
Organism: Tilletiaria anomala UBC 951
Lineage: Eukaryota; Fungi; Basidiomycota; Exobasidiomycetes; Georgefischeriales; Tilletiariaceae
Product: PP2C-domain-containing protein
Exons: 4
Coding region: 482-1717 (411 amino acids)
Biological process (GO): protein dephosphorylation
Molecular function (GO): cation binding; protein serine/threonine phosphatase activity
Source: RefSeq, a predicted model, not a curated record
UUUUGGCCAGCCCCUUCUCACCACGCCACCAUCUUCGUCGUCUUUUGGUUGAUCAUUCGAUCAACAUAUACCCUGUUGAUAGCGAAGGCAAGCAUUGGCUCGGAUCGACCACAGAAGACGUUGGUUGGGGAUUGUUGGCAGUAAAAGGUUGGAUCGUUCAUCUCGUUCGGCUCGACUUUUUCACAUCACGUCCACUUCUCACUUGAGGCUCGAUCAGCCCUCACAGCUCUCCAAGUAUUCGGCCUGCACUCACACACUGUGCGCAAAACAGCAGCCAUUAUCUGAUCGGACACAGCACUAGCGAUUCUGUCAAGGCUGGCUGCUAGUCAGAACAAGUCUCCAAAAAUCAUUUUAGGGGCUUCUGCUACCUAGGUCUAUAGACUUUGGAUCUUCGUGCGGUCCUCAGCUUGCUCCUUACCCAAAGCGCUCUCACCUCCAACACCUUACACAUCCCUCGUCCCUACUCCACGCAUACGCAAAGAUGGGUCAAACACUCUCAGAGCCAGUCACGGAGAAGCACACGAUCGAUGGCGAAGAUGACUCACUGCUGUACGCCUGCUCUGAGAUGCAAGGGUGGCGCAUCAGCAUGGAGGACGCACACGCCACCAUCCUCAACCUUGAUGGAAAGACGGACGACGAGAAGGCGAGCUUCUUUGCUGUGUACGACGGCCAUGGCGGCUCCACUGUCGCCGAGUUCUCUGGGCAGACCGUGCACACGCGCCUAGCGGCGACAGACGAGUACAAGCAGGGCAACUACGAAGCGGCACUCAAGCGCGCCUUUCUUGGCACCGAUGAGGAUCUGCGCGCCUCGCCCGAGUACGCAUCGGACCCGUCCGGCUGCACCGCCGUCGCAGCGCUGCUUGUCGCCGGCCCUCCACCCGUGCCUGCUGCCGCCACCGCUGACGUAGACAAGGCGCAAGGGCAGCAGCAAAAGGUCGCGAGAAGGAUCAUCGUCGCUAACGCGGGCGAUUCGAGGAGCGUUCUGAGCGUUAAGGGAGAGGCAAAACCGAUGAGCUUCGAUCACAAGCCAGGUAAUAAAGACGAAAACGCACGCAUCGUCGGCGCAGGCGGCUUUGUCGAGUUCGGACGGGUGAACGGCAACCUUGCGUUGUCACGCGCGAUCGGCGACUUUGAGUUUAAGCAGAAUACGUCGCUUAGCGCCGAGGCGCAGAUCGUCACAGCCGACCCAGAAAUCAUCAGCCACGACGUGACGGGCGAGGAGGAGUUCCUCGUGCUCGCGUGCGACGGCAUCUGGGACUGUCUCAGCAACCAGCAGGUCGUCGACUUUGUCCGCCGCGGCAUCGCACAGGGCAAGGCGAUGACGGAGAUCUGCGAGAGCAUCAUGGAUAAGUGCCUCGCGCCUGAUUCAGAGAUUGGCGGUGUAGGAUGUGAUAAUAUGACCUUCUGUGUCGUCGGGCUACUCGGCGGCCGGACCAAGCAGGAAUGGUACGACUGGGUAAAGCAGCGCGUCGACGGCAAGAUCGGCUGGGACACGCCCGAGGAGAUCGCGCCGGUCUUCGCAUCGCAAGGCGGUACCGGGCAAGGCGCUGAGGGGCCCGCCGUUGGCGGCGCGAGCGGUGCCGGCGGCGGAAUGCGUCUUGGCGGCCUCGGUGGCGGUAGCGUCCUGUCCGCCAUCGCAGGCGGUUUGCAGCAAGGCGGGCACGACGAACAGCAGUCGCAGGGAAUCCGUCUUUCGGGCGCUUUGGCUGGGGCGUGAUCUUAGCGGUGCAGGCAUCGUCUUUCGGCCGGGCAACCAGCUGUCGCAGGACGGCGAGCAACUGUAUGAGGCGCACAUUGUCAACGACGACGAGUCUGGCUCAGAAGGCGAAGCGCAGGAGGCGGAAGCCGAUGCAGAUGCAGAUGUAGAUGCGACAACAGCGGCCGUGCAGGAACACAACGAGGGCGGCGCAGCGGAGGGCGACCAGCCGGAGAUCGUC